AUGACGACUGUCCAUCUCAUGCCGGCGUCUCCUCCCCAUAACUUCCAUGUGGGUGGAGGCGCCAGCUGGGGAUGUGUCUUGCAGGGGCGGGGACGCCGUGGAAAUUACGUGCACACUUUCCAAGCUACAGAAGGAGAAGGAGACGUCGAGGUGUCCCCGCUGGAGCAGCUCCUCCUGAGAGACCAGUCGUGUUCUCCGCCCGCACGCGUCAAGUCGGAGCCCAGCGAGAGGGUUGGCGGCGCGCCGGGGGAGGGCGAGGCGGGGGGCAGCCAGGGUGUCAGUCACGGCCACCCGUACCUGGGCGUGCAGUCUUACCCCAGCCUGGCCGCCCUCUCCAGUAACCUGGGGGUGGUAGGCCUCUCCUCUUCCUCCUCCUCGGACCUGGCUUCCAUCUCAUCUCCGAACCCCGCGGGGCUCGUUAGCGUCAUAAUGGCCGCGACGCCGCCGCGACCCCAGCGGCGGGCCAGCAACCCUCUCAACUGCCCCGUCUGUGGCCGCGUGGUGCUCUUUCGCUCAGAGUUUGAGAAACACAUGCGCACGCACACCGGGGAGAAGCCGUUCCUGUGUCACCUGUGCUCGUACCGUUCAGCGCAGCGCUCCAAUCUCAACGUGCACCUUAAGUCCGUGCACAAGCUUUACCUGCCCUCCACCAGCGCCGCCGGGAGUCAACCGCCGCCCUGGAAUGGCAACCCGGACAGCAGGUUCAUAGGCUGA
Portunus trituberculatus (swimming crab) is the source of this 714-nucleotide messenger RNA. RefSeq names its product zinc finger and BTB domain-containing protein 7B-like. The record is from RefSeq and is a predicted model, not a curated record. The transcript has 3 exons. Gene Ontology annotation, molecular function: DNA-binding transcription factor activity; RNA polymerase II cis-regulatory region sequence-specific DNA binding. Gene Ontology annotation, biological process: regulation of transcription by RNA polymerase II. Bases 1 to 714 code for a protein of 237 amino acids. Lineage: Eukaryota; Metazoa; Arthropoda; Malacostraca; Decapoda; Portunidae.